This is a messenger RNA of Rhinolophus ferrumequinum (greater horseshoe bat), 3349 nucleotides long. RefSeq names its product DDB1 and CUL4 associated factor 6 (gene DCAF6). Gene Ontology annotation, biological process: positive regulation of transcription by RNA polymerase II. The record is from RefSeq and is a predicted model, not a curated record. NCBI's taxonomy places the organism in Eukaryota, Metazoa, Chordata, Mammalia, Chiroptera, Rhinolophidae. Gene Ontology annotation, molecular function: protein binding. Gene Ontology annotation, cellular component: Cul4-RING E3 ubiquitin ligase complex; cytoplasm.
AGGCGAGCUGCGGCCCGGGUGCGGCCGCGCUUCGGGAGCGAGGGCGCCGCCGCCGCCAUCUAAGUCGCUGCGCCCGCCCGCGAGGCCCGGCGCGCGGAUGGUGCCGGUGCGGCUCGGGGGCUGAUCGCGCGUCCCCUCCCCCGUCCCCUCCCCCACGCGGUGGGCUCCCCUCCCACCCCGGCCGAGCCAUGUCUCGGGGUGGCUCCUGCCCACACCUGUUGUGGGACGUGAGGAAAAGGUCCCUCGGGCUGGAGGACCCGACCCGGCUGCGGAGCCGCUACCUGGGAAGAAGAGAAUUUAUCCAAAGAUUAAAACUUGAAGCAACUCUGAAUGUGCAUGAUGGCUGUUUUGGACAACAAUUCGUUCAGGGCAACCGAGCAAAUAUAUUUAGUGCAAAGUUCUUACCGUGCACAAAUGAUAAGCAGAUUGUAUCCUGCUCUGGAGACGGAGUGAUAUUUUAUACCAAUGUUGAGCAAGAUGCAGAAACCAACAGACAAUGCCAAUUUACGUGCCAUUAUGGAACUACUUAUGAGAUUAUGACUGUACCCAAUGACCCAUAUACUUUUCUCUCUUGUGGUGAAGAUGGAACUGUUAGGUGGUUUGAUACACGCAUCAAAACUAGCUGCACAAAAGAAGAUUGCAAAGAUGAUAUUUUAAUUAACUGCCGACGUGCUGCUACUUCCGUAGCGAUCUGUCCACCGAUUCCCUAUUACCUGGCUGUGGGUUGUUCCGACAGCUCGGUGCGGAUCUAUGAUCGGAGAAUGCUGGGCACGAGAGCUACAGGGAAUUAUGCAGGUCGAGGAACUACUGGAAUGGUUGCCCGUUUUAUCCCUUCUCAUCUUAAUAAUAAGUCCUGCAGGGUGACAUCUCUGUGUUACAGUGAAGAUGGUCAAGAGAUUCUGUUGUUCUCUUUCGAUACAAUAUAUCUUUUUGAUCCAAAAGAUGAUACAGCACGAGAACUUAGAACUCCUUCUGCAGAAGAGAGAAGAGAAGAGUUACGACAGCCUCCAGUGAAGCGUCUGAGACUCCGUGGCGAUUGGUCAGAUACUGGACCCCGAGCAAGGCCUGAGAGUGAACGAGAGCGGGACGGAGAGCAAAGCCCCAAUGUGUCAUUGAUGCAGAGAAUGUCUGACAUGUUAUCAAGGUGGUUUGAAGAAGCAAGUGAAGUUGCACAAAGCAAUAGAGGACGAGGACGAUCUCGACCCAGAGGUGCAACGAGUCAGUCAGAUGUUUCGACUCUUCCUGCCGUCCCGUCAAGCGCUGAUUUGGAAGUGGGUGAAAUGGCAAUGGACGUAGAUGCUCCAGCCGAGCAGCUUCUGCAGCCGUCUGUGUCCUCUGCAGCGUCCGCUCACGCUCACUCGACCGCAUCUCCUGGGGAAAGACCUCAAUCUCCCUCCCUGCUGUCUUCUCCAGACAGUGAACAGAGGCAGCCUGUCGAGGCAGCUGGACAGCACACACAUCAUCAGUCUGAACGUUUGAGGGGGCCCGAGAUAGCUUUGCUCCGUAAGCGCCUGCAGCAGCUGAGGCUUAAGAAGGCUGAGCAGCAGAGGCAGCGAGAGCUGGCUGCGCGUGCCCGACCCCAGCCUCCCACUUCUGAUCAGUCUGCUCACGAGGGCCCGGCCCAGGACCCUCUUGCUUCAGAUUCUCCUUCUUCUGUGGUUAACAAACAGCUCGGAUCCAUGUCCCUUGACGAGCAACAGGAUAACAAUAAUGAAAAGCUGAGCCCCAAACCAGGGACAGGUGAACCAGUUUUAAGUUUGCACUACAGCACAGAAGGAACAACUACAAGCACAAUAAAACUGAACUUUACAGAUGAAUGGAGCAGCACUGCCUCGAGUUCCAGAGGGACCGGGAGCCAUGGCAAGCCUGAGGGUGGGGAGGAGCCGCUGGUUCCCGAAGGUGCAGGGCAACCGCCAGCAGGAGCCCAGGAAGCAAAAGCUCCUGAAGAGUCAUCAGAGGAUGUGCCAACAUACCAGGAAGGCGCAGCUGCAGAAAACACAACUCAGAACCAUCUAGAUAUAGCACAAUCAGACAAGUUCACAUGUGAACCAUCGGAUUCCAGCUCAGGAGAAAGAAAUGACUUCAAUCUUGACAGCCCUUGUGGGGUUGCAGAAGAAUCUACUUUGUGUGAAACAGGCAAGGAAGCAGGCCCUUCAGAUCAGCCUGGCGCUGAGAGUGCUGGCGGUCACAGCACCAGCCACCCAGGGCCUCAGUGCCAGACGGAGGGUGUGGGGCCCGUGCCUCCCGAGGAAACAGCAGCCAGGGACUCCGCUCUCCAGGACACCGAUGACAGUGACGACGACCCAGUCCUGAUCCCAGGGGCAAGGUAUCGAGCAGGACCUGGUGACAGAUUUAAUAUCAGAGGAACAACAAUAGGUGAUAGAAUAAUGAGACGCUCUGCUGUUGCCCGCAUUCAGGAGUUCUUCAGGCGGAGAAAAGAAAGGAAAGAAAUGGAAGAACUGGAUACUUUGAACAUUAGAAGGCCACUUGUAAAGAUGGUUUAUAAGGGCCAUCGCAACUCCAGGACAAUGAUAAAAGAAGCCAAUUUCUGGGGUGCUAACUUUGUGAUGAGUGGUUCUGACUGUGGCCAUAUCUUCAUCUGGGAUCGUCACACCGCUGAGCAUUUAAUGCUUCUGGAAGCUGACAAUCACGUGGUGAACUGCCUGCAGCCACAUCCAUUUGACCCAAUUCUAGCCUCGUCUGGCAUAGAUUAUGAUAUAAAGAUCUGGUCACCACUGGAAGAAUCAAGGAUUUUUAACCGAAAACUUGCUGAUGAAGUUAUAACUCGGAAUGAACUCAUGCUGGAGGAGACCAGAAACACCAUCACGGUGCCAGCCUCUUUCAUGCUGCGGAUGCUGGCCUCCCUGAAUCACAUCCGAGCUGACCGGUUGGAGGGUGACAGAUCAGAAGGCUCUGGUCAGGAGAACGAAAACGAGGAUGAAGAAUAAGCAGCUCUGACUGGCAAGCAUUUCAGAUGUUUUGAAAUUUGUAUGACAGUCAUUCUAUUUUUUUCUUUACAGAGCUUCCGUGCAAUUUUAAGGUUCUGGGUUUUUGGAGUUUUCCCUCUUUUGGGGGAUAACCUAACAUUGGUUUGGGAUGAUUGUAUGCAUGAACUUGCGAGAGUGUGUAAAACAAAAGUAGCAAAAUGUUUUAAAACCUUUUUGCCAUGUAUGAGGAGUGCUAGAAAGUGCAAAGUGCAAUAUUUCCCCUGACCUUCAGACGUGGGAGCUUGAAUCAAUGUUGAACAGUAAUUUCCACGAUAGUGACAAUAUUGGUUCCAAUAAAUUUCUACACUCGCCAUUUGCAUGUUUGUUGCUUUCUAAUUAAAGAAGUUGGUUGUUUUAAGGUC